Molecule: messenger RNA, 594 nt
Organism: Aspergillus alliaceus
Lineage: Eukaryota; Fungi; Ascomycota; Eurotiomycetes; Eurotiales; Aspergillaceae
Exons: 3
Coding region: 1-594 (197 amino acids)
Source: RefSeq, a predicted model, not a curated record
AUGAAGCUUUCAUCCACUCCUGCUCUCGUUGCUGCCCUUCUUGCUGGUGUCAAUGGAGCCAGCAUUCCUCGCGGUCAAGGCCCAGUCUCUAUCACCUUCAUUGGUGCAGCCGAUGCUCAGUUUACUCAAGACUUCCCAACAGAUGGGACCGGCACUGCCAUCACCAACCCUCUAAGCAUCUCCCACAUUGCCUCCAGCACGGACGGUGUUUCAUGCGUUUUUAACGGCAUCGACAACAGCGUUACUUAUGUUUCUGACGCAGAGACCGUGGAUGUUGGCCCUCCUCAGACUCAAGUAUGGGGUACAUGCAACGCCGCCCCCCGCCAGUCUGCUACCCGUCGGUGGUCUGAGGGUCUGGUAUACAUCACAUUUGUUGGAGCAGCAGAUGCUCAGUUCACCCAAGCCUUCCCUCUCAACGGAGCCUCUACUCAGAUCACGAACCCUCUCAGCAUUUCUCAUGUCACCUCCAACACGGCUGGUGUUUCAUGCACCUUCAACGGCAUCGAUCACAGCGUGACAACUGUCAGCGGUGUCCAGACUGUUGAUGUUGGUCCUCCUCAGACCCAGAUCUCUGGCUCCUGCCACAAGAUCUGA